Messenger RNA from Hibiscus syriacus, 2044 nucleotides. Its product is annotated as protein SIEVE ELEMENT OCCLUSION B-like. Gene Ontology annotation, biological process: phloem development. The coding region runs from base 35 to 1945 and encodes 636 amino acids. The transcript has 7 exons. NCBI's taxonomy places the organism in Eukaryota, Viridiplantae, Streptophyta, Magnoliopsida, Malvales, Malvaceae. The record is from RefSeq and is a predicted model, not a curated record.
UUCACCUUCCUAGCUAACACUAGCUAAAACUACAAUGGAAGUCGAUCGUCUGUUCUCAGAGCAGCAAUCACAUAAAGAUCUGAUAACUGACCAUAGUUCCCCUCAAACUCAUCAAAUCGAUCUCCAACAAAUAGUGGAGCUCAUUGACUGCAUUUUCAACAUUGCUCUUGCAACCAAGGAGGACGAUGUUGAAUCUGAAAAGUUAAAAGCCAUGAUGAGCAGCCUGGAGAACAUUGAUGGUAUGCGUGAAGCAUUGACUGAUAUCAGACAUAUCUCCUGUGAGAUGUCUUGCAAUCUCGUAGAAGGAACAGGAAAUCUGAGUAAAACCAAAUCAACAAUGGAACAAAGGCUUCGUAAGUAUUCGGGGAAUGGAAGAGCGGUUCUAGCAAUCGCAGCUUUUGCUUCGAGUAUCGGAGAAUUGUCGAUGCUGGGGAAGCACUGCAACCAUUCGAUCUCGAAGUUUAUGAAUGCCGUAAAAGGCCACUCUCUCAAACUCGAUUUCAAGGCUCUUCAGAGCUCGGGUCUUAUCGACGCCAUGAAGAAAGUCUCCCGCACCAGUUUGGACUUCUCCAACAUCCGAAGAGAUGAGUUUUCCGAGAAUAUUAUUGACAAUGUUUUGCAAAUUUCAACCACUUUAAGCAAAAGGGAGGAUAUUGGUGAUGAUGAACUAACAACGUUGACAAGACGACUUAUCGAGCUAAAUGAUGAUCUUCGAGAGAAACUGGUUGCUGCAAGGAAAGUGGCACCAUAUGAUUAUGAAGACGAACGGAAACCUAUUCUCAAUAUCAGAACCUCGGAACUUAUCGAAAACAUCAAGAAAUAUACAGAGGAUCCUGAAAAACUGAGAAACAAGCAUGUGUUAUUUCUCAUAUCAGAUCUCGACAUAUCCAUCGAAGAAAUUAAGGUUCUCAACGGAUUGUACCAAAAGAAUGACAACAAGUAUGAAAUCUUGUGGGUCCCAAUCGUGGAGUUGUCGGUAAAUGAUAAGAGAGCAGAGGCAAAGUUUGGGGAGCUGAAACAAAUGAUGAAAUGGAUUGCAGUUAAGCAUUCCAAGAUCGAAGCACAAGUCAUUGAGUGCAUAAAGAAGGACUGGCAAUUUAUAAAGCAAGCCAUUGCUGUGUCAGUGAAACCAAGUGGGGCAAUAACAUCCUUGAAUGCCCUCCCUAUGUUGUGGACAUGGGGUAAUUCGGCCUUUCCUUUCAUUGCAACAAGAGAACAAGCUCUGUGGAAGGAAAGAGUUGAGCAAAAUGGUUGGAGGCUUCACUUGUUGUUCGAUGAACUUGACCUUCCCAAUGAUAUAGACAUGCAAUCAUGGACAAAGAGCGAGGGGACAUUUGUAUGCUUGUUUGGAGGUGGGGAUAUGUCAUGGAUUCAGGCAUUCACUGAGAAAGUGAAAAUUGCUGCACACGCUGCGGGUGUUUCCUUAAAGCUAGUAUACCUUGGUGUGGGGAAGAGCAAAGGCAAAGGGCUAACAAGGAAUGAGUUUGGUCGAGGCAUUCAUGUCAUUGAAUCAGAAUCUCAGUGGCAUUUCUGGACUCGACUGGAGAGCAUAUUGUACUACAAAAUCAAACUCGGUAAGACGGUGAACAUCAGCAGGAAGGAUCCGGUGAUGCAGGAGGCGUUGAAAGUGGUCGGGUACGGUGGGAAUGGCAAAGCAUGGGCCAUGUUUUCGAUGGGAACAAGUGCCAUGGUGACAACCAGCGGGAAAACGGCUCUAAGUAUAAUGGAAAACUACAAGAAAUGGAUAAAAGAGAACGUGGGGAAUCGUUUCUUUAAUGGAAUAGAAGAGUACAAUGAAUUAAUAAUGAGGGAUGUGCACAGCUGCAUCAACGUUAACCUGCCGGUUAUGGGUGAGAUUCCAGGGAUAAUGAUGUGCCCUGAGUGUUCCAAAGUGAUGGACAUGUUUUACACUUACCGCUGCUGCCCUGAGUCGCUGCUGUGCUGAGUAAUUAGGAAAUACACCCGGAGGAAAUAGAUAUAAUAAAAUGUAUUAAGCUGCUAAGGCUCUACUCUACCAUGGAAUAAAAUCUGAGGCUCACUCAUU